Messenger RNA from Ictalurus punctatus (channel catfish), 1865 nucleotides. RefSeq names its product carbonic anhydrase 15 (gene car15). Gene Ontology annotation, cellular component: plasma membrane. The coding region runs from base 145 to 1119 and encodes 324 amino acids. Lineage: Eukaryota; Metazoa; Chordata; Actinopteri; Siluriformes; Ictaluridae. Gene Ontology annotation, molecular function: zinc ion binding; carbonate dehydratase activity. The transcript has 9 exons. The record is from RefSeq and is a predicted model, not a curated record.
ACCCCCCCAGAGAAUGGUGCAUAACUGCUGAAAACCCCCUGUUAGCGUUAUCGGUAAUGAACGCGGUGCGAUUUAGCAUUACGGUUCAUAGCCAUCGUUCAUUUAGUUUAAACGUCAACUCCUUUAUUUCCGAACAGGUGAAGUAUGCAGUCCUGGAUGUCUGCUCUAAUAUCUGUCCUAAUGCUAAGUACAGUCAGUGCUUUGUCCCUCAAAGGUUUCUACGUUCCACCCCUUAAUUACUGCUACACAGAAGACUCCUGUAGUCCAUAUAACUGGGUGAAAAUGUUUCCUACCUGCAUCGCCAAAGAAUCGGGGCUACACUCUCCCAUCAACCUGCAACGUGUUGUUAUUAAGAACAACUCCAUCGAUCCUCUGGAGCUGCAAGGCUUCGAUGUGCCUCAGAAGUCUUGGACUGUAGUCAAUGUCCGGGACACUGUUGUUGUGAAGUUUCAAGCAGGCAUGACUGUAAAAGGUGGCAGCAUAAAGCAUAAUUACCGAAUCGUAGAGAUGAGAUUCCACUGGGGUUCGAAUACGACCAACGGAUCAGAGCAUAAACUCGAUGCUCGCAGGUUCCCUAUGGAGAUGCAGAUUGUGGGUGUGGCUCCUGGAUUCGCUGACGUGGAAGCUGCUUCUGUUGUGCAGUCAGGCCUGCUUAUAAUGGGGGUCUUCAUUGAUAUUGCCUCUGAGGAGAAUCAAGCUUUUAAAGCCAUAGCCCAUGCGGUGCUCAACGUCCCAUACCCAGGGGAUUCAGUAAGUGCGAGUCCUCCGGCAUUGUCGCACCUCCUUCCUGAGGAUGGUACAUUCUAUCAGUAUCACGGAGGCCAGACGACUCCGCCCUGCCGCCAGACGGUGACUUGGAUUGUGUUUGAGAAGCCCAUCUUCAUCUCCAGAAAGCAGCAUUUGCCGUUCAUCACACAACUGUAUUACUCAGAUGAAAACGACACUGUGAAGAAGUUGCUGGUGGGUAACUAUCGUUUCAUCCAGCCCAGCUUGAACCGCCAAAUCUUUGUUUCUUCUGCUGUGAAGAUCCGCUCGGCGAGCGGAGCCGCUCUGAGCCAGCGCACGCUCUUCAUCCCCCUCCUCAUCCUCGCCAGCGAGCUGUCUCACACGAUGCUUUAAACCAGGCGUGUUUGAUCUCAUGCAGAAUUAAUUGGAAUGAAAUCCUGCACCCACGCCAGCACUUUUGCAGAUUGGAAGCAAUAGCUUCAAUGUAGCGUUUAUCAUAAUAUAAUAAAAGUAUUAACGCUAAAACGAAGGAUUUCUUUUACUAAGUGCUAUGGCCUCAUGGGAGUCAUAUGAUUCCGUAUUAACUUAGAGAAAAUAACCCAAGCCUUAGAAUUCUACACAUGUGCAAUGAAUGUAUCUCUUUAAAAAAAAAUAUAUUGUUCUGUGCAAUGUUUGAUUGUUCUAUCGACUGCUGCUAGUUAACGAUGUUAAAUGUUAACGAUGUUCAGAUAAUUUCAGUUAGUUUGUGUUUCUGUUUUUGACUACCUCAGGAACAUCGUUAUUAGUGUUAAAUGAUGCACAGUACAGAAAAGUGCAUGUUUUUUUUUUUUUUUUUUGUAAAUUAAUGUUAUUUAUGGCAAGCAGGUACAAAAAUAUAAAGAAGAGAAAGCAUAAGCUGAAUGAAGCAUGUAUAAAUGCGCCUCAGAUGUCACAAUUUCCUGUGUUUGAAGACUCUGUUCCAGUGCGUUAGAAGACUUAUAAGAUCAGAACAUAAACGACUUUAUGCUAUAGUUAUGCCUUCAGACAGAGGUCUUGGUUGUUGUAUUGCAUUGAGAUUGUUCUGUGAGUUGUAGGAAAUUUGAGUUAAUACCCUUGAAGCUCUGUUUGCACCCUGAAUAAAGACUGGGCAUUAGUCAAUA